AUGAGGUCAUCCACAGUCGUUAGUAUUCUACUUUCGAGCCUUACGGUCCUCGAAGCAGCCAGCAUCCGAAGAGUAGCUAAGGGCGUUGCAACCGUUGACCUUUCCAAGACUUCCGGCCAGGCAAAAUUCCUUGCUUCUGGAUGGAUCUACGGAUUUCCCGACAACGGAACAGCAGCAGAUACUUCGAUUCCCGCGAAUUACAUUACGGACGUCAAAUUCGGUGCUAGCCGAGCUGGCGGUGCUCAAACGUCUUCCCGUGGCUGGGUCGAUGGUUACCAGAGCUACAUUCCGCGCUUCGAGUCCACCCUUUCUAACUACCGUACCACUCGGAAAUACAAUGGCGAGUUUAUACUCCUCGUCCACGAUCUAUGGGGAGCAGAUGGCAGCAGCAUCCCUUACUUCCCUGGUGAUAAUGGUAACUGGACCGAAACCGACGCUUUCUUGACCCAGCUCGUCAAAGACAUCAAAGCCAACAACAUGCUCGACGGCCUUAUCCUCGACCUCUGGAAUGAACCUGAUAUUGAUAUAUUCUGGGCUCGUACUUGGCCUCAAUACCUUGAUUACUACGUCCACGCCCACAACUUCUUCAAGCAAGUUUCCACACACAUAAGUGGCCCUUCCAUGGCCAGCUCACCUAGUACUAACUCCGAAAAUUGGCAAACCUGGCUAAGCACCAUAGCAAGCAAAGACGCCACCCCAGAUAUUUACUCUUGGCACCAGAUCGGUAACUCGUCCCGCCAACCUGACGCCACAAUCCCUGACUUUAACACCCUCCGUUCCUCGAAAAACCUGCCUGAACGCCCUAUCGACAUUAACGAGUAUGCAGCAAAAGAAGAGCAAACCCCCGGCUGCUCCGUGUACUACAUUGCCCAACUCGAGCGUCACAACUUGCGUGGUCUACGUGCAAACUGGGGAUCUGGAACGGGCCUUCACGAUUCGCUCGCUAAUCUGGUCUUUAAUCAGAGUGGCGCUGGGUAUCUUCCGAAUGGAGAGUGGCAGUUGUACAAGUAUUACGCCGGGAUGACGGGAGAGAGGCUUGCAACCAAGGCGGCUGAUGAUAGUCUGUUUGACGUAUUCGCGACCAAAUCUGCCGACGGGCUGGUGAAGGUUAUCGCAGGGACGCGCAUUGUGAAUGGCCAGUACGAUAUUCAGCUUAGUGGAUUAAAGGGCGCGUCGGUUAGUGUCGCUACCUAUCGUUUUGACUGGGCGGGGCCUAUGGGCGAGAUAAUGGCGCCCGUGGCGUUGGGUACUAGCACAGUGAAUAUUAGUAGUGGGAUGAUUACUAUCUCAGUUGAUCCGGCGACUAACGCGACCGCGUAUGCAUAUGAGAUUUCUGACGUGAAGGAGUGA
Messenger RNA from Bipolaris maydis ATCC 48331, 1350 nucleotides. Lineage: Eukaryota; Fungi; Ascomycota; Dothideomycetes; Pleosporales; Pleosporaceae. The record is from RefSeq and is a predicted model, not a curated record.